GCCUGCGGCAGAAGCUCCGUCCGGGCAGUCAAGCUGGCUUCCGACGACGACGACGAAGGCGGCGCUGCCGCCGCCAUGGAGCCCUGCGCCACGACGGGCGGCUCCAGCGACAAGAAAAGGAUUAGUUCAGAACGCAGAAAGGAGAAGUCCAGAGAUGCAGCCAGGUGCAGGAGGAGUAAGGAAUCGGAGGUGUUCUAUGAACUGGCUCACCAGCUGCCUCUUCCCCACCAUGUGAGCGCACAUCUCGACAAAGCCUCAAUUAUGAGGCUAACGAUCAGCUACCUGCGCAAGAAACUGCUUGAUGCAGGUGACCUGGAAGCAGAAGCUGAAAUGGAGACUCAGCUGAAUUGCUUUUACUUAAAAGCUCUUGAUGGAUUUGUCAUGGUUCUCUCAGAGGAUGGAGACAUGAUCUACAUGUCUGAAAAUGUGAACAAGUGCAUGGGGCUCACACAGUUCGAGUUGACCGGACACAGUGUGUUUGAUUUCACUCAUCCGUGUGACCAGGAAGAGUUGAGAGAAAUGCUCACCCACCGGAAUGGUCCUGUGAAAAAGGGGAAGGAACAUAACACGGAGCGCAGCUUUUUCCUCAGAAUGAAGUGUACAUUGACCAGCCGAGGAAGAACUGUCAAUAUAAAGUCUGCCACAUGGAAGGUACUUCAUUGCACGGGCCACAUUCGCGUCUAUGACAAUUGCAACAACCAGACAGUGUGUGGAUAUAAAAAGCCCCCCAUGACGUGUUUGGUGUUAAUCUGUGAACCCAUCCCCCCAUCAAAUAUUGAAGUCCCCUUGGACAGCAAGACGUUCCUCAGCCGCCACUGCCUUGACAUGAAAUUUUCAUACUGUGAUGAAAGGAUUACGGAACUGAUGGGAUACAACCCCGAUGAGCUCCUGGGUCGCUCCAUAUAUGAAUAUUAUCAGCUGGACUCUGAUCAUCUGACCAAAACACACCAUGACAUGUUUGCUAAAGGACAAGUGACCACCGGGCAGUACAGAAUGCUUGCCAAACAUGGGGGCUAUGUUUGGGUCGAGACUCAAGCAACAGUCAUAUACAACAAUAAGAAUUCUCAGCCACAGUGUAUAGUGUGUGUGAAUUAUGUCUUGAGUGGCAUUGUUCAGGGCGAUUUGAUUUUUUCACUCCAGCAAACCGAGUGCAUGUUGAAACCAGUGGAUUCCCCUGAGAUGGGGAUGAUCAAAAUACUGGACAAGACUGAACUGGAAGACAGCAACAGCCUCUAUGAGAAGCUUAAGAAGGAGCCAGAUGCAUUAACAUACCUUGCUCCGGCAGCUGGAGACACCAUAAUAGCGUUGGAUUUCGGCAAUGAUGAGUCUGAUGAGCAGCAGUUUGAUGACGCUCCCUUAUAUAACGAUGUAAUGCUCCCCUCAUCCAGUAAGAAAUUGCAGAGUAUAAAUUUGGCCAUUUCCCCUCUGCCUGCUUCCGAAGCUACAAAGCCACUCCGUAGCAAUGCGGACCCAGCACUCAAUAGAGAGGUGGUGUCCAAGCUGGAGCCCAGCACAGAGCCCUUGGAUCUUGCUUUCUCCCUCCGUCGGAUGCAAGAAAAACCAGAUACUCCUUCUGAUGGAAGCCCCAGCCAAAGCCCACCUGAGCCCAGUAGUCCUCCUAAUGACUAUUGCUUCAAUGUGGACAGCGAGAUUGACAGCGAGUUCAAGUUGGAGCUGGUGGAAAAGCUAUUUGCAAUAGACCCGGAGUCCAAAAACCCAUAUUCUAUUCAGGAAACUGAUUUAGACCUGGAAAUGUUGGCGCCCUACAUACUGGACGAUGACUUCCAGCUGCGCUCCUUUGACCAGCUCUCUCCGCUGGAGAAUUCGGCAAGCCCGCCUUCCAAUGUGGGCACAGUCACGGGAUAGCCUGCCGCAGACAAGAUACUACCUGCGACCAUCAAACACGAGGAUGGAUCGACGACACUGAUUGCUCCUGUUCACAUCGUCAUAGAAGCUAACAGUGCCUCAGCAUCACCCCAUGCUGAGAAUCUCAGUCGAACGACGUCUCCAGUUAGAGAAGGAAAAGGCACGACAGAGCAGAAAGAGACGCCGAGCCCAGGAGUGCCAAACUUGUUAACAGUCACGCUGGGUAAAAGUAGAUCAACUGCUGCAGCAAAUGAAGAAAUUAAUCCAAAGUUAAUAGCUCUGCAUAAUAUUCAGAGGAAACGGAAAAUGGAACAGGAUGGCUUGCUUUUCCAAGCAGUGGGGCUUGGCACAUUACUGACGCAGUCAAGUAGUCCUGGGGGAAAUGUGUCCCUGGCUUGGAAACGCAUAAAAGGGUGUAAAUCUAAUGGGCAGAAUGAGGUGUCGGAGAAGACGGUCAUUUUAUUACCAUCAGAUAUAGCAAGUAAACUUCUAGGGCAAGUCCAUUGACGAGAAGGGACUCCGCAACUUACCAGCUAUGACUGUGAAGUAAACGCACCCAUACAAGGCACCCGCAACUUGCUACAGGGUGAAGACUUGCUCACCCUGGAUCAAGUCAACUGAGCUUUCCACACACACAACUGUUCUGUUUCCUUGGACACUGGUGACCCACCACCUAAAGCAGUCUAUUUAUAUUUUUCAUAUCUGAUUUAGAAGCCUGGCUACAAAUACUGCCACUAAUUCAGUUAGUUUGGUUCUGAUCCCCUUUCUACUUUGGACAGUCCUUUUAAAACAACAAUGUUCUUUAUGUAACAACAGUAGUAAAAACUUUGCUAAUGGUGCAUUUUUUGGUACAUAAACAAUCAAAAGUCCAGUAUGUUUAGAACACACUUGCAAUGGCAGCUUUGGAGUAGGCACCUUUUAAAAAAGUAUUUAUUUUUAUUUUGGAUCAAGCGUUUUUGUCACUGAAAAUAUUUCUUAUCAAGCGAAUCACCACCGCGGUGAAACUGUCUAAGCCUUCUCUCAGCGUGAAUUGAAGGCAUUGUGUGCUCUGAUGUUCAGAUAAAUUUUUACUUUACUUUUUUAAAGAAGAGAAACAUUGCUUUGCAGCGGUGCAUUUGUAGCCACAAUCGCACAAUCUAUUUUCUUAAGAAAAUAAAAUGAAAUGCCAGCAGUUCCUCAUGCAAUAUAUACUGCAUUUAUAAAGCUAGUUUUUAAAGAAAAACUUUUUUAAAUUUCUUU
Messenger RNA from Lacerta agilis (Sand lizard), 3105 nucleotides. RefSeq names its product hypoxia inducible factor 1 subunit alpha (gene HIF1A). Gene Ontology annotation, molecular function: protein dimerization activity; RNA polymerase II transcription regulatory region sequence-specific DNA binding; DNA-binding transcription factor activity, RNA polymerase II-specific. Gene Ontology annotation, cellular component: nucleus. The record is from RefSeq and is a predicted model, not a curated record. Lineage: Eukaryota; Metazoa; Chordata; Lepidosauria; Squamata; Lacertidae. Gene Ontology annotation, biological process: regulation of transcription by RNA polymerase II; cellular response to hypoxia.